Messenger RNA from Sardina pilchardus (European sardine), 2186 nucleotides. RefSeq lists its product as uncharacterized. The transcript is spliced from 5 exons. The coding region runs from base 36 to 1106 and encodes 356 amino acids. NCBI's taxonomy places the organism in Eukaryota, Metazoa, Chordata, Actinopteri, Clupeiformes, Clupeidae. The record is from RefSeq and is a predicted model, not a curated record. Gene Ontology annotation, biological process: generation of catalytic spliceosome for second transesterification step.
CAAUUUCAAAAUGAUAGACCACCACAACCAGCAGCAUGGCUAGGAACGAGGAAAAACAGUAUGGGAGACUGAAUCGGUUGUGGAUUCAAAAACAGAGAGAAGAGGGCCGUAUCAAAGAUGUUCAACGUAGACCAAAACUUUCAACACUGAACUCCGUUACUGCUGUAAGAAAGUGGAUGCCAAACAUCAAGGAUGAAAUCGAAUACUACUUGCAGCAAUCCCAGCUGUCUCACUAUCCGGAGAGGAAGAUUGCAGAGUUCAAGCUGCACAUCGAGGAGUUGGAGAGGGAGUAUAAACGCUUCCUCAAUAAGCUCCGUGCUCUCGACCCAUCCCAUAAACAUCAUCCCUGGACACCCAGAGCCUACGCCAAACGCAGACAGGACGCCCCUGAUGCCCCUUAUGAAAAAAGAUUGCGCACACUUGGCCCUGCAGUCUUGACCAGUCAGACGGACGUUGGUGAGGAGGAGCAGUGCUGCAGUGCCAGUGUCCAGCCCCCGCCGGAGCGCAGGGCCAACGUGGACCUGCCCGACCAGGACCAGCCGCUGGCUUUCGACCGGACCAAAUUGUCGGUGGUUGUGGCCGGGUGCCGAGGCCCGCUAGUGGGCACGCAGCAGACGGAGAGCCUGGCUCAGCUGCUGUUCUCGGGGCUGCCCAACCUGCACAGCUCCCCUCUGGCGCAGGCCAGAGCAGCUCAGAGGCUCUCGACAGAAGAGACGGGGAAGACAGAGAAAGAGAAGACUUCCUCAGAGACCAAGAGAGCGGAGGAUGUGCUAGAGAAGGUUCCCUCAGAGACCAAGAGAGCGGAGGAUGUGCUAGAGAAGGUUCCCUCAGAGACCAAGAGAGCGGAGGAUGUGCUAGAGAAGGUUCCCUCAGAGACCAAGAGAGCGGAGGAUGUGCUAGAGAAGGUUCCCUCAGAGACCAAGAGAGCGGAGGAUGUGCUAGAGAAGGUUCCCUCAGAGACCAAGAGAGCGGAGGAUGUGCUAGAGAAGGUUCCCUCAGAGACCAAGAGAGCGGAGGAUGUGCUAGAGAAGGUUCCCUCAGAGACCAAGAGAGCGGAGGAUGUGCUAGGACUUGGCUGCUACUCAUCCUCUGAUGAGGAUUCGUAACGGACUGUCGAGAGGCCCUGUGUCUUUCAGAACGGAGUGCUCCGAUGGUGCAGUCUUCAAUGGCGCUUGUGUAAGUGUUUGUUUCUCUUUCAUGUUGGGGAGGAACAUGAAAAAUAAUAUAAUACUGACAAUAGGGAAUUAAAUGCUCUCGUGGAAACGAUCAGAAAACGCUUGAGUGCUCAUAGAGUCGAGUGAUUACGACUUGAUAUUUUAAAAGAAAAAGAUGUCACACCAAGCCCAGUCACCCGGUUGCACUCGUAAUGGUCUCAGUGGAAGAAUAAUUACUUGUUGUGGUCUGAAACAUAACGAGGGGUUUCACAUUGACAUAACACUUAUGUAUGAAUCAAACGGUCUCUCACCACAGUAGGUAGCAAUCUCUCAUCAGAGCAGACCUCCACUCCACAAAUCUGCUGAUUCAGAAGAGGGUGUGAAGAGACCUCCCUCCCACGCCCUCCCCACCUUCCCCUCCCCCCUCGCUCCUCUCGAUAAUCAUUCAGCUAGUCAGUCAGUCUGAGACAGCAGAGGAGUGGAAGAGCGAUGUGAUGUGAUGUGAUGUGAUGUGAGGCACGACCACAGCUCCUAACCUCGGCUUCUCUCCUCUGCUGUGGGGAGCGACUUCGGGGAAAUGCUCUGUGCUCUGUCAUCUCAGCUGUUGUGCCUGUUCAGCAGCAAGUGUUGCGUGCUGCAGCAGUACUGACUGUGCUGCUGGUGGCGGUGGUGGAGGACGGGAUGGGCAGGAUGAUGCAUGUUGAGGUCUGAGUCUGACUAGGACCCCCCUGGCUGUCAGUUGAGGUGGUGGCCUGGGUUUCCUCAGGUGCUUGCAGGAGAAAUGAAACCUAUGGUGUGUUACGCCAUAGUUACUAGUAUGGAGGGAUUUUGAGUUUCACUUGAAAUUCACUUUUUCCAUCAUUGUCAUUUUGGAGAAAUGAAACUUAAUUUUGGGGGGGCAUUUUAGACCUGAUUAUGCCGAUAAGUGGAUAGAGAUGCGUGGGUAAAGAAUAAACUUUGUCAUGAAACCUCUGAUUACUCAAUUAUUCAAAUUAAUGUCUGCGCUUGUAUAUUGCUUUGUGGUCUGUGUUG